AUGUCCUCUAAACCACGCAAACGUCCUCAAUCUCGAGCUUCCACAACUAGUAUUCAUAGCGGACUUGCACAGCCAGUAAUGGAGCAGCAGUAUAUGGACCCGCCACAGUGGUUUGAGCACAACUCCAAUCCACAACACAACAAUAUUCCCCAAUUGUCAGCCGAAGACAUGGUUAUGCAUAGUGCUUCGCAACUUCAAAAUCCCCGACCUUAUGAUAUGGAGCAUUCCCUCAAUGGAGUCUCGAAUCAUAACAUGCAAUCUUAUCAUUCGGAAGUGCAAUAUAGACCUGAAAGCGGACGUCAAUCUAUACCAAUGGAUAAUUAUGCUCAAAAUUAUGGAGAGGGUGACAGUCAAGUCUUAGAAGGUCGCAGUGAUGAGCAAGACGAGGUAGACUCCGUAGCAGGGACAACUGGCACAACAAAGAAGGCCUCGAGAUCAAGCGCCGCCAAUGAGUUAGAAAUGAGACAGCUAUUCCAGACAAAUAAACACCGCACCUUGCCAGAAGUUGCUGCGGAACUUCUUUUAAAUGAAAGAGGACCACAGUCGGAAAGACAGAGACAAGUAUUUGCUAUGCUCUGGAUCAGCAAAGUCUGCGAUAAAGGUACAGGGUCCGUUCCAAGAGGUCGUGUCUACGCAAACUACGUUUCGAGAUGCGGCACAGAGAAAGUAACGGUCUUGAAUCCUGCAUCUUUCGGCAAACUUGUUCGUGUGCUUUUUCCGGGGUUAAAAACUCGGAGACUUGGUAUGCGCGGGGAAUCAAAGUACCACUACGUCAACUUUAGUCUCAAGGAUGACCAGCCACAAUUGCAUGAGAUUCAAACUCAGCAGCCCAUUACAAACUUCAACGAUGCGAAUUUUGCGCAAAGUUUUAAUCAAAGCAUGACAUCGCAAAUUCAGUACCCCGUGGAUAAAUAUCCAAUCGAUAGAGCUCCGUUUCCAUCUCCCGCAAUUGCUCAAGAACCCGAGCAACGCAAACAACGAUCGGGGGGAUUCAUUAGACCUCACAGUCUCUACACCCACCCAGUGGUCGCGAAGCUUGCAGAUCUCGAAUGCACAACAAAGACACCUCAAGUCCUUCAUUUUGCGCCUUUAGGAGAGCCUUCUUUGCAAGAAUAUGGAGCUAUUUCGCUCCCCAAAAUCCAGCCAUUUUUGCCCACGGGCACGGAUUCAGAUUCAGCACUGGCAUUAUCUGCACUCUAUCGCUCUCAUUGCACUUCUCUCGUCGAACAAGUUGUGCCUAAAGUAGUUUUGGACACUUUACGCAACAUUUCCGACCGUCUAGUUACACAUAUUCAGAACUCAUUCCACGGCCAACCGGCACAUGUUAUUGAAGCGAAAGUCGGACCGGCUACAACUUUUGCUAGUCUUUUGGACAAAGAAUUAAGAGUGAAUCUAACUGCUCAUGCUGCAGCAAACAUGCUAUCCAAUCCUUUCAAUCGUGAUUCAAUGUACGAGGACUUUAUAACCAUGGUUAACAUAAGAAAAGUUGCGGAAAGCGUGCCUACGAGAGGGAUGGAUGACGUAGUUCAUCUCUUAAUAACGGAACUACGUGAUCUUCUCGAUCCUAGCGAGGUUUCGUGGGAGAUAGAAGGACAAACCCCUUUUGGAGAAAUGGUUGCGCGCAUGGGCCGUCAACGACAAGCGAGUGUCCAUGCCGACCCAACUACGGAAAAUGUUCUCGAUCGAUGGGUAAACAUGCUUCUCUCACUACCUGCCAAAUUUCCGUAUGCUACACACGCAGAAAUCGUUUGGUGUGUCCAAAAAAUUGGCACAGCUGUGAUGAGAGAUCUUACUAUCGCCCAAGGUAAAAGCUUUGGUGCUUGGUGGGUAACUAAAUGUUGGUUAGACGAGAUGAUUGCAUUCAUGGCAGAGCAAGGAGGUUUUAUGCAGCGAGAAAUCGGUCAAGGAACGAUGGGGGAUAUGCCUAAGAACCCCUCAGCGAGUCGAAGAAACAGUCAGCAAGAAGGUCGAUACAGUAGUGGAAGUGAUGAGUUCCUUGGGCGUGGGGUGAACGGUGAGCGGCGCGUCUCAGGUCCUCGGCCAAUGGAUUUUGCAAGAGAGGCUGCAAUGAAUGCAGCUGCUGGUCAUGAUGAUAGCGGGAUUGGAAUGAGGACGCCUGAAGAUGAAUUUUCAAUGGGAAAAUAUGGAUUCGUCCAAGAUGAUGGGCAUACAUCGAUGGAAUCUAAUUCUCUUCAUGCUAUAUCACAAGGAUCCAUGUCUUGA
This is a messenger RNA of Sclerotinia sclerotiorum 1980 UF-70, 2223 nucleotides long. RefSeq lists its product as hypothetical. Gene Ontology annotation, molecular function: RNA polymerase II cis-regulatory region sequence-specific DNA binding; DNA-binding transcription factor activity, RNA polymerase II-specific. Gene Ontology annotation, biological process: regulation of transcription by RNA polymerase II. The record is from RefSeq and is a predicted model, not a curated record. The transcript is spliced from 4 exons. Bases 1 to 2223 code for a protein of 740 amino acids. NCBI's taxonomy places the organism in Eukaryota, Fungi, Ascomycota, Leotiomycetes, Helotiales, Sclerotiniaceae.